Messenger RNA from Morone saxatilis (striped sea-bass), 5249 nucleotides. Its product is annotated as rho GTPase-activating protein 7. Lineage: Eukaryota; Metazoa; Chordata; Actinopteri; Moronidae. The coding region runs from base 216 to 3650 and encodes 1144 amino acids. The record is from RefSeq and is a predicted model, not a curated record. Gene Ontology annotation, biological process: regulation of Rho protein signal transduction; actin cytoskeleton organization; signal transduction. The transcript is spliced from 17 exons. Gene Ontology annotation, molecular function: GTPase activator activity; lipid binding; protein binding.
AAGGGGAAAUCUCCAACAAUGACUUCAUUAACAUGAUGCCCAACAUGACCAGUACAACUGGACUUUACUGCUCUAUUACAACACUGGAUAUACGACUUUUCCCUUUGGAUUAAAUUCUUUAAAUAUCUAUUUUUCUGAUUAUACAUGAGUUCUCAUCCAUUAAAAUGGAAGUUUGCUAAAGAUUUCCUCCAUCCGAGACUUCAGACCUCAGAAGCAUGUUGAUCACAAAGAUUGAAGCCAAGGAGGCCCGUGAUUGGCUGCAAGCGGCCGGCUUCCCACAGUAUGUGCAAUUAUUCAAAGACUGCAGGUUCCCCAUUGACAUCGAGUGGGCGAAGCGUGAUCACCACUUCUUGGACAAGGAUGCCCUCGAUUCGCUCUGCAGGAGAUUAAGCACUUUAAACAAAUGCGUGGAAAUGAGGCUGGAGCCGCGGAGAUCAAAACGCAGGGGAGACGACUGUGAUGAAGAAGACUUCUGUGCCAUCAGCCCCAACUGGACCUAUGACAGGCGGACACGACGAUGGCGACGCCUGGACUCCACAGUGGACUUCCUCCGCUUGUCUGACAGCCCCACCAGACCCCAAGAUGUGUCUCUGUGUGAUGUCAGCGACCGCCAUGACGUCUGCUCCAUCCACAGCUCCAGCAGCACCGAAAGCGAAGGCCACGAUGGACACCGAAAGAGUCACGCUGGUACCAGCACAACAGCCUCUGCAACUGCCACCGCCAGCACCACAGAUGACCAGGAGACCAGUAGGAGCUCCUCCCGGUGUUCCUCCACCAACAAGACGCCGUCCCUGGACACCUCGUUCAGUGGACCCCCCUCCCCCAGUGGAAGCGGUGGAGGAUCAUCCGGCGUGAUUCUGGAGGCCGAAGGGUGCUUCCCAGACAAACCGCCCAGGAAGAAGGGCACCUGUCUGCUGAGGAAGAUGGAGAAACUGAGGCUGAAGGGGACGACUGGCCUCCUCCCUUCUGCUCACAGUGGUGGCAGUAACAGCAGGAGUCGGGCCCGCCACGCUAUCAGUGGGCCUGUUCUGGUCCAGGAGGAGGAGAGGAUGGAGAGGCUGCACUGCCCCUCAAGUCUGCAGGGUCGACCCAACAGCCGUGCAUCUUCCUCCCCGUCGUCUCCUCACACCAUCAGCAGCAGCAGCAGUAACAGCCACUCAGAGAGCAGCAGCACUGUCAGCACGCCCAGCCCGGUCACCCGCGUCAGGAGUAACUGCAAGCGCUCAAACAGCGGUGCCGGGGUCGGUGGUGGAACAACCCGGAAUAACCAGAACCACACAGGAACAGAGGACUACAGAAACCAGAUCAACAAUAACAACAACAGCAUCCACGAGAGUCUGGUUUUCCAAAUCCCCCACGGACACAAACCGGGGACCUUCCCCACCUCCCUCGCACACAAACACACCAUCCUGUCCCCCAUCAUCGACAGCACCUCCGUCAACUGGAGGACCGGAAGCUUCCACGGUUACCGGGGGCGACACAGUUGCCGCCGUGGCACGUCAUCGCUGGCCACUGCGGACCCAGACCCCUCAUCUUCUUCUUCUUCAUGUGAUGUCGGGGCCCCCAGCCCGCUUGCUGCGCUGGAUCAUCGGCUGAGUAUCUACGACAACGUGCCCGACGACCAGCAGCUGUCUGGAAGUGAAGGCGGCAGUGGUGGAAGUGUCAGUGAGGAGUCAGAGGUGAGUCGGCUGUUGGCAGGUGAAGACGUUUUCUCAGCUCUGGACAGCGUUUUGGAGAGGAUCAGCGACCUCCAACAGCUGGUCACCACCUGGUCUGAAAAUCUAUCCGAGGACGACUGUCAGAGAGGUUCCUCCUCCUCCACGUCUUCUUCCUCCUCCUCUGCGUCUUCCUCUUCCUCCCAUGACUCACCUACCCAUGGCUCCUCGGCUGCUUCCCCCUGCCCCUCCUCCCCCAGCCACAUCCACCUGGAGGUGCAGCAUCCGGAGGAGGCGGAGGAAGUGGAUGCAGACGCCCGUGGGAAGGUACCUGUGAAUGGAGAGGAGCCGAAGACUAGAUCUCCACAACCCAGAAGCAGCAGAGUGAGUCAGCAGCUGCACUGGUCCAGUGAGCAGAGCCUGCCCUCCCUGCCCACCAGUCCUGGAGUGGAGAGCCAGUCUGUCUCCCAGUUCCUCCUGCUGCAGAAACUCUCUCUACUCAAACUCACCGCUCUGAUGGACAAAUAUUCCCCGUCCAGCAAGCAGGGCUGGAACUGGACUGUUCCUAAACUGCUGAGGAAGACAAAGGAGACUGAGAUGAAAGGCCGGCGGGUCUUUGGGGUUCCUCUGCUCCUCAGUGUCCAGCAGACAGGAGAGCCACUUCCUCCCAGCAUCCUCAGAGCGCUGGUCUACCUGAGGACUGAGUGUUUGGACCAGGUGGGUCUUUUCAGGAAGUCGGGGGUGAAGUCUCGUAUCCAGUACCUCCGUGAGCUGGUGGAGUCUGACCCAGACGGCGUCCCGUAUGACAGUCAGUCUGCUUUCGACGUGGCCGACAUGGUGAAGCAGUACUUCAGAGACCUGCCUGAACCCAUCUUCACUAGCAAACUCUGCGAGUCAUUCCUCCACAUUUACCAAUAUUUCCCCAAGGAUCAGCAGCUGGUUGCAGCUCAGGCGGCCAUCUUGCUGCUUCCUGACGAGAACAGGGAGGCGCUGAGAACGCUGCUGUUCUUCCUGCAGGACGUGGUGGCCUGCGUGGACGAGAACCAAAUGACUCCAACCAACAUUGCGGUUUGUCUGGCGCCAUCUCUUUUCCACCUCAACACCCUGAAGAGAGACACCAACGCAGCUAGGUCGAGUCACAGGAAGUACAGCCUGGGCCGCCCAGACCAGAGGGACCUGAGCGAAAACCUGGCUGCCACCCAGGGCUUGGCCAACAUGAUCACCGAGGCUCAGAGACUCUUCCAGCUUCCAGAGUUCUGGCCCGGUCAGUGUUUAAGUGCUGCAGGCCCCCCUGAGGACUCUGUCUCUGAGGAGGGAGGAGGCCCAGUGUCCCCUAGUCAGAGCGGAGGUGAGGAGGAGCAGGAGGAGAGACGGAUCAAGCUGCAGCUGAGCACCCAGCAACUGCUAAAAGAGGCCAGGGAGAAGAGCCGAGGUUGGGAGGGUCACCCGGCUCCAGAGCACGUGGAGCUGAUGUUCAAGAAGAUGGACGACGGCUGCCCACUGUGGAUGUGGCGCGGCUCCGUGGAGGUGGAGGAGCCCCAGAAGGAGCUGCUCCACCGGCUGCUGAGGGAGCAGAAGCUUUGGGAAGGAAGCCUACGCCAUGCUGCCAUCAUUCAGACCUUGUCCAAGGACACAGAAGUCUACCGCUACCUCCUCCAGGGCCAGGGCCAGGGCCUGGGCUCCCGGCCCCCACAGGAGCACCUGCUGCUCAGGACCUGGCAGGCAGACCCAUCCCUGGGCCCUCUGUACCUGUCCUCUGUAUCCACUGAGCACCCUGAGGUGCUGCUCGAGGGGGUUAGGGCCCAGGUCCACUCCUGCCUCUACCUACUGGAGCCCACCGGAGCCAGGAAGACCCGACUGACUCACCUCUGUCGAACAGAUACCAGGGGUCGGUCGCAGGAGUGGCACAGCAAAGUGAGCGGACAUCUUUUGGCCGCCGGUCUCCUGGCGAUCCGAGACUCCUUCAGACCAGACCACAAAGAGACCAAGAUAUGAGUGAUUGCAGUGGUGGAAGCUGAGGACUUGAACUGCAACCCUUUCCAUCUUAAUGGCAGAAUGCUGGAAAGAAAAAAGGGAGACUACAGCAUCAUUUUCACAGAACUUUCUCCAAGUUUUAAAAGUGAACUUCAUGGACCAGAGCACAGCAAGAAGGGAAGGUGACCUACAAAGGGCUUCCCUAAACUAUUUGUGUCGCUUUGGCUUCGACUCUUUGAGUUUCUGUAUGCGUUCACUUUUUUGUCAGUGACCUUGCAGAUUGCCAGCAGCACCUCUGCACUCCCUGCUGCGUCUGUUACGCUUCACACUCAAGUUCACAAAAAAAUGCAAACCAUGGCGAGCUUUGACAAAGGGCGUUUUGAUGGGAGGGUGAAAAGCCGAGGCCUGAUUUGACUUCUAACUGAGGAAAAAGGCUGAAAUGGAACAAGUGGACAGUGUAGUGAAAUGUGUUAGUUAAUUUGUAGCUUAAAAUGUGUUCUCAAGACACAUAGAUCAUCACAUAGAACCACAAAUUCUUCAUCGAAUUCAACUGUAGAGAAAGAGGCAGGGGAAACACAAUGCAGCUGCCUGAAUGAACAUCAGGAAACAAACAUCAGGAAACAUCAGGAAACAUCAGGAAACAGACCUUUAGCCACCAGACAUUUGGCUUCAGUGGAAAGUAAAGAAGGGAAGAGGAAAGAGCGGAUGCUGAAAAGGCAGCAGGGCGACAGAAUCUGUACUAAACCUAUGAUUAGGAACAAAGCAGCAUCACAAAAAGAAACUAGAUCCAGUUGCCCUGAAGACCUGGAGAACGGUGCAGCCCCUCGAUGACGAGAUUUUGUUUAGAGUCCGAUGCCACGACGACAGUUUUCUGGACGGAAAAAGCUCAGAAACAAAAAACACUUCUGUACCGCACAAAGCUGCCUCACCUGCAACUAUUCACAGCAGAAAGAGACGCUUUGGUUUAGAUUUUUGUGGUUCAUUCUGAGACAAUUAUCCGCGUACUAGAGCCAGAUGAACUAAACUGAACUUUCAACCGCCAUUGGAACAUCUCUUUGUCCCAGAGCGACUGCUUUUUUAAUUCGUCCCUGUGACUUUGACCCGUUCUAAAACGAGACCCACGUGUGUGACAGUUCAAAGACGAGCGAUAUCUACCUCUCCACAGGACGACGCCACAGUUGCAUGACUUUUGUUGUAAAUUCGACGGAGACCUCGACACGCGAUGGAGGACGAGCCCUUUUUUUGUGCUUCCCGGGCACUGUGACGGAUAUCAAACCAGACAACUUCCUACAUUUUUUAACAUCUGUAUUUAUUCUUGUCUGUCAAGAGUGUGAUGUACAGUCUUAUUUCAUGUGGCACUUCACUUUAAGAGUGGGCUUGUCCUACAUAUUUCAAAGUGCCAUUGUUGUGAAGUAGGGCAGGUGUGUGCAUGUAAAGUCAUUCAAACACCAUAUUUCAGAUUAUUUAACUUAAUGUAUAUCUAAAUACAAAUCUCUUAUAUCUAAAUACAAAUCUUUUAUUUAAUUUCGAGGUUUUGGAAACGUUAUCUUGUUUGUGUGCGUGUGAAAUCUAAAUUUAUCAGUGCCAAACACCUAAUUAAAAUGUUUAUUUCUCUCUGAA